AGUUCGCUUGUGUCUGGUGGGAGGUCAUGAAGCUUACUAGCUAGCUAACGUUAGACGUUUUAGUUGUGAUAUAACCAGACGUACCUAUUAAACCACAAAAUGUGAAUACGCAAUAGUGAAUAAGUGUACCUUCAUAUAUAUAAUAUAUAUAUAUAUAGCUAGUAUGGCAAUCUAGCCAGCAUUUCAACGUUCACUUCCCCCUUUGAAGAGUUGUUACUGCUAACGUAAGCUUGCGAGCUAGCUAACGUUAGCGCGCUAGCUUUCGUUACAUUUUUCGAAAUGGGACGAGGUGGUGGUCGGAAGCGUGGAAAAGGCAAUGGACCUCCUCCAUUUGACAUGGGUCCAGGUUGGUGUGGGCCGCCUGGACCUUUUGGUCCUUUUCACGGUGGCCCAGGUCCACAUCCUAACUUUAUGGGAGAUCCAAUGAUGCACGGCCCCAUGCCACCUGAUUAUCACGGAUAUGAGCCAGGCUACGGGGCAAUUGGUCCAGGUGACCCCAUGGAUGGAUAUGCACCAAUGGGUCCAGGUGGCCCCAUUGAUGGAUAUGGGCCAAUGGGCCCAGGUUGCCCCAUGGAUGGAUGUUUCAAUGGGCCACCGAUGGAUGGACCAGGAUUCGGGUAUGGUCCAGGUAUGCCCGGACCAUAUGAUCCGAUGAUGGGCAAUGGACCCGGACCAAUGCUCCCAGGUAUUCUGCCCCCAGGUAUUCCGCCCCCUGGUAUUCCGCCCCCAGGUAUGCCGCCCAUGGUGCCGCCUCCGGUGGACAACCCUGUCUUUCCUCCACCCUGGCAAAGCGAGGCCAAUCCUUAUGCUGUUCCUCCGCCAUCGUGGCCCGUCCCGACAACAGCCCCCCCUCAUACUGAGACGACUGUAGUGCCUGAUGUGUGGGGACUCUGCCGGGGCUCCGAGGUCCCUCAGCCUGAUCCACCCCAGACUGAUGAACUGAAGACCAAAGACUCAAAGAAGGACAAAAAAGCAGCAGGGAAAAAGAGCUACAAUGACAAGCCUCCUCCACCUGGAAGAUCUAAGGGGGUCAUCUCAUUCAUUGGGCCAACUUAUGGCUACAUCGAAAGAGACGACCUCAAGAAAUAUUCCUUCACUUUUGAUGCUUUUCUGGGAGUCCCCAAGAACAUGAUACCUGGGGUCAGGGUGCAUUUUACAGCCUACAAGGAGAAGGCUGGGGAGUGUGCCACUGAUGUGUCUGUACCUCCAGGGGGGACUGAGGAGAUUGACUCCACCAUUAUUGAAGGUCUUGUCUGCAAUGUUAUCCUGGAGCAGCAGCCUGGUGCAAAGCCGAAACCUGGCCAAAUUGAGGCCAACAUCAACGGCAAGUCAAGAGCGCUGCUUUACUCUGAGAUGGACUGCACCAUCACUCUGUUGCAAGGGGACCAUGUGACGUUGAACUUGUUAACCGACAUAGUUACCCAAAAAAUUAGAGCCACUAAUAUUCGGCCACGGACACCACAGACUUUUAAGAUCACUGGCGAGAAGAGGGAGGUGGGUGUUAUAAAGAGCUUAAAGGGUGGUUCUGGUACCAUCAUGGCAGCGAACCAGAACAACCUGCCCUUUGAAACCACAGAGAACAUGAGUCUAACUGAGUUCACCAUUAUGGAUGAGGUGGACUUUACAGUUGUCACAAUCAAAGAUAAGGAGAAGGCCAUCAGAGUAAGGAAGCUGAAAGAGUGCUCGGUGACACUGGAAGAAACCAAGGAGAAGAUAGUUGAAGACCCUGCAGGAAAAGACAAGUGGAAGCCAGUGGCCCCAGUGGAGGAGGUGCUGCUCCAGAGGACUGUGGUGUUUGAGGACAUUAGCACUGCGCAGCAUGCAGGAACGGUCAUUAAGGCUGUCCUCAAAGUCUCUGAAAAGAAGCAGGAGCAGGGUCUUUUGGAGGCGUUCGUGGGUGGCACACAGAAGCAGCUAUCGUUUGGAGCAGCUGACAUUCUGACUGAAGCCACCAUGUUUAACGGAGACAAGGUUCAAUUUAACAUCUCCACCAACCGUGUGACCAAGGAGGAGCGUGCCAUCAACGUGGAGAUUCUCUCCGAGACGUUUGAGGAGUCAACAGAGCAACGCAGAACCGGUGUGGUGGUGCAAGCUGAGGAGCUGUCUGGGACCAUUAAGUGCCAUCAGAGCCCCCAGCUGCUGUUCUUCCAUCUGACUGAGGUCAUGGAGGAGAAGAAACUGGACAUCUCAGAGAAGGUGGAGUUCAGUGAAAUUCCGCUUGAAACCGCUGAAGGAGGAAACCAAGCGAUUAGGAUCAAACGCCUUAUCGACAGUGUCUUCACCCCUGUGCCCAAGCUAGGGGGCAUGGCGGCAAAAGAAAAGAAGAAGAUGACCAUCAAACUGAUGAGAGACCCAAAAUACCUCAUCAAGGGCACAGGUGUCAAAGGAGAGAACAAAGAUGAUGAUCACACCAACGACAAACCUGCCUCGGGGGAGUCAGAUAAGAUGAAAGCGGUGGUAAAAACUCUGCGGUCAAAAACUGCUGGCUCUGGAUCUGGUGCCAAGGACUCCAACAGCAGAUACGGGCGCAAUGGCAGGAGCCGAAGCAGGAGCCCCAGCCUAGACCAGUUUGGCCGGGUGAAGAAAAGGUGGAGCACGAGCAGGGAGCGCAGAGAGCGGGGUGGUAGCAGCAGGUACAGGAGCAGUCGCAGCAGGAGCCGGAGCAGGGAGAGGAGCAGCCGUGGGAGCAGGAGACGAAGCCACAGUCUGGAGAGAAAAGAUUCCAAACACAGGAGCAGCAGCAAAGAGAGGACUUCCUCCAAAAGGAGCCGCAGCAAGGAGCGAGAUGGAAGCAGUCAGAGGAGCUCCAAGAACGGUUCAAGCUCAGAAAGUAAACCUCCAGAUAGAAUAAACGAUGAGCUGGAAAAAAAGAAGAGAGAACUAGAGGAGCUCAAUGAGUUGAUAUACCGCAAGAGAGCCAUGGUUGCCUUGGAGCAACAUGGUGGAGUUCCCCAUUUCUUUCCAAAAGUGAAGCCUAUGGAGAAGACCUGCUUUGACUACAAUCAUGGAAUGACAGAGCUUCCUACACAACCUAAACCACCCACUGACAUCAAACCCAAGUCCAUUCUGAAGAAGCGCUCAGACCAUGUCACAGGGCCACUUUUCCCAAUUCAGACUGAACCCCCUAAAGCUCAACCUCUUGAUCAAAGGCUUGUGGAACAAUACGGUUAUGACGUUGAGACGCCCUAUAAACCACACUCUGCCCAACCACCCUACACCCAAACAUCCAGUCAGGAGUCCUGUUAUGAACGUUCACUUGCUGGGCAUCCUGUUCCCAACUUAUCUGCCAAGUAUGAUUCGUAUCAGCAGACUUCUAGACAGCACCCAUCGCAACCUUCUCCAGUUUGCCAAACACCUCUUGACCCUCAUUCUUCAAAUCGACCUCCCAUUCGAGAGUCUCAGGAAAAUAACCCGAACCUGAACACCCAGCUCGCCCGUUUCCUCAACACUCUCAACAAAGGUGUGGAUGCCGGUCUGCUGUCCACUGUGGUCAAGGAGUCUCGAGAGGAGAUUGCUGGUAUUCAGGAAUAUAGUUCAAUACCUCAAAAGCGUUAUUGCGAGUCGCAUGACCGUGGGGAUGGAGAUCUGUACAGGGAUGAGCCCUGUACAGAGGAGGAGCCAGAGUGCCCACGCAGGGGCUUUGUCAGGGAGCAAGUGAAGACCUCAGACGACUAUAACGACCCCAGAAACGAAGACUGGCUGCUGCCUCACGAGAGAGCAAUCCAGGAUGUUGGUGGCUUUCUCGGAAUUAUGUCCCACAGCCAGCUAUUGAGAGAACCUGAACGUGUGGAAGAAGAGGAGGACUUCCUCUAUGGGGAUAAAGCCUCUGCAGCGGCUGAGAAGGAGCGCUAUGAGAAACCUGGGCGGUCAGACAGGUACAGGGAUAACAGGAGGUCCAGCUCAGCCAGAGCACCGGUGGAGGAGACCAGGGAGCAGGAGAGUCAGGACAAGACGCAGCACUUCGACAAGAUCAAGAGCCUGCUCCAGGCCAUCGGCCUGAACCUGGACACCUCGGAGGUCACCAAGCUGGCAGACAGGACCCAGGAGCGCCUCUACGGGACAAAGUCAUCCAAACACUCAUCCGAUUCCUCAGAGAGAGAGACGAAGCACUCAUCUAGGCGGGGAGAUCGGCAUCGGAGCCGCACCACCGACUCCUCUGAUUCCAAACGCCUCCUGUCAGCCUCGCUGUCCAGGUCUUCCCAGCAGGAGGUGUACCUCAGCCCCCAAUACACCUCGGAAUAUGGAGGGUUCCUUGACCCGGAAGAGGAGGCGGCCUUAGAGAAGGCCAGGCAGAUGCAGAGCCUCACCAGGACAGUGAGCGUCUCGCCCCCCACCCCCUCCUCACAGCCUGGCACCUCCUAUUCCACCACACAGUGGAACUGCCCUGAGAAGACACAACCCAUCGCGCCUAAGAGUUGGCCUAGCAAGGGUUGUAGUACCAACUAUCUCUCAUCACUGCCGCCUGGUUCCUCAGGUCCCCCCCAACAGAUUUCCCCGGUCCCGUCCAUGACAAACAUACCUGAUGUUCCAGCUGGUCAACAAGAAGCUGGGGUGUAUACUUUUACAUCACCUGUGGCACAAUCCCCUGACCUACUCACCGCCUUGCCCUCCACUUAUUAUGGGCAGCCUAGUGCCCCCAUGAUACUGUUUGCAAAGACUCAGUUCACACAACAAGUGGAUAUAUUGAAUCAAGUGACUAUAUCGAAUCCUACAAGGGAUGCCUUUAGUCAAAUCCUCCAAGUCACCAACCGGUCUAGAUGCCUCAAGGUAAUUGAAACAGUCAAAAGUGGGUCUGGUGCACAGCAGGAUUCGCCAAGACAAAAUAUCACCAUACCUCUCCAGAUCAAAACACAAAGUCCCGAUUCUGCAUCUGGACAGCUCUCUCCUCCCCCUCAAACACCAGAGACUCAGAGUCCACCAGUGACGGAAGACGAUAUCAAGGCCAAACAGAAGAAAAGGCUGGAGCAGUUUAACAUGCGGAUGAGACUGAAGAAUCAGGAGAGGAAGAACGAUACUCGUGACACUAGGAAGAACACAGCAGGAAAAGUUCCCAAAGUUACCUUUGCCAAAACUGAGCCUAGGAACGUGUGGAUCUGUGGCCACUCGCUUAUAUAUUGGGCAGAGAUGAGGGCCAAGUCGCCUGAGAUUGGCAUGCAGUUGGGCAUGGACCCCAGCAGUGUGCGGUUGUGGUGGAAGGGCACACAGGGCAUGACGUGGGCCCAGCUGCUGCCCCAUUUAGACCAGCUGAAGAUCAAGUGGCCCAAACCGGACGUGGUCAUCCUGCACCUGGGUGGGAACGAUCUGGGAACCCACAGCCCUGAGGCCCUUAUGUUGUCUGUGAAGAAAGACCUGACCUCCAUGAGGAGCAUUUUCCCACAAUGCCUGUUAGUCUGGUCUGACAUCUUGCCCCGGAUGUCCUGGAGGCAAACGGAGGACAGCGAAGCAGUGGACAAUGUUAGGGCCGCCAUCAACAGAAGAGUUCACACCAUCAUCGCUGAGCUAGGUGGCACCGCCCUGACCCAUGAAAACAUCACGUGUGGCUCAGAUGCAGGCCUGUACAGGCCAGACGGGGUUCAUCUGUCUGGUAAAGGUAUUGAUACUUUCAACUUGAACCUGCAGGACUUUUUGGAGAAGUGGGAGACCGAGGCAAGCGAUGUUCCUGAGAUGACUUAAGAAAUGCCCAAUGAAUGUGUGUUAUG
Molecule: messenger RNA, 5699 nt
Organism: Coregonus clupeaformis (lake whitefish)
Lineage: Eukaryota; Metazoa; Chordata; Actinopteri; Salmoniformes; Salmonidae
Exons: 18
Coding region: 280-5673 (1797 amino acids)
Source: RefSeq, a predicted model, not a curated record